AUGCAAAUGGCACUUUUGUUAAGAGGUGGAACACUUGGAGAUUCUGCCUUUCGUUUGUGUUCUCUAACUUCAACAUCUUCUUCACAUGUCUCCCAAAAUGUUGUCAUACCCAACUCAUCAUCAUCACCAUUACUACCUUUGAUUGCAAGUAGAUUUAAAACAGUAAGUAGAAACAAGAUAAUUUGCUCUGCAGUUCAAGAAUCAUCUACUACUAGUACAUCAGCUACUGCUGAAACAAAGGAGGAGGUAAAGGCGGCAGCAGCAGCUCCAAAAGCAGCAACAGAGAAGAAGGCUCCACCUGCUAAAGCUCCGGUUAAGCCUUUACCUCAGAUGAUGGAAGAGGAUGUGAUUCCUUCGUUGAAAACAAUCUUAGAAUCUAAUAAAGAUCUCUCUGAUAUUGAGUUGGUUUUUCAGGACAAUAAGUUGGAAGGUUCAUUUCUGAAGAAAGGCAAUCCUUAUUCAUUUUGGGCCUUUUUUCCCACAGGAAUUACUGGUCCAAAGGGGUUUUCACUGUCAUCUUAUAACUCCGGAGCAAGCACUGUUGAACCGUUUCUCAUUGAUGAGAAGAAAAUCACUUCAAAACACAUUGUCUUUUGGGUUGAAAAACGUUUGGCAGCACAGGGGAUUAUUCCUGUAUGGAAAGAUUGA
Messenger RNA from Lathyrus sativus (Indian pea), 648 nucleotides. The record is from the annotation of a GenBank genome assembly. NCBI's taxonomy places the organism in Eukaryota, Viridiplantae, Streptophyta, Magnoliopsida, Fabales, Fabaceae.